Eucalyptus grandis is the source of this 3744-nucleotide messenger RNA. Its product is annotated as septin and tuftelin-interacting protein 1 homolog 1-like. Gene Ontology annotation, biological process: spliceosomal complex disassembly. The record is from RefSeq and is a predicted model, not a curated record. Gene Ontology annotation, molecular function: nucleic acid binding. NCBI's taxonomy places the organism in Eukaryota, Viridiplantae, Streptophyta, Magnoliopsida, Myrtales, Myrtaceae. Gene Ontology annotation, cellular component: U2-type post-mRNA release spliceosomal complex.
ACAAUUGUUAACAUCUGAGAAAUUAAAAGGGGAAGAACAAGAAGAACAAGAAGAAGAUCCGUUAGGUUUUCCAUUUCUUGCGUUUCGAGCAUUCCGUCACUCGCUGCUUCUUCUCUCUCUCUCGAUCUCUAUCCAACCCUCGAGCCGAGCUGCACCGCGGUAUCGCGGCCUCCGACCACCGCCGCAUCCACGCCGCCGGGCCACCUCGGCGUUCUGCAGCAGCGCCGCCUCUCUCUCCGCCGCCUCCGAUCACCCCCCGAAACCCUAGGUCCCUCGCUUCGGUUCUCCGGGAUUGCUUGAAGAUGGACGAGGACCAGGAAAUGGAGAGGUUCGGGAUGGACAACGAUUACGACGACGGGCAGUGGAUCGACGGGGAGUUCUACUACCGGCAGCGGAGGGAGAAGCGCGCGCAGACCAAGGACGACGCGCUCUACGGCGUCUUCGCGUCGGGGGACUCCGAUUCGGACUACGACGACUCCUCCAAGAGGAAGCGGAGGAAGAACAGGGACCUCCAUGGUAAGGCCGAUCUGUCGAAGCCCGUGAAUUUCGUGUCCACCGGCACGGUCAUGCCGAACAGAGAGAUUGAUGAGAAUUCGAAGACAGAGAAUGAGGAUGACGAGUCCGCUGACGUGGAUGAGGAUAGGCCGGGCUUGGGGGUUGGUGCUGGGGUGGGUUUGGGGUUUAAGAAGCGGGACGAUGGUUUCGAUGAGAAUGGCGAGGAGGAGGAUGGUUUCUUGCCGACGGCAUUUGGGCGGAAGAUCAAGGAGGGAGCGGAGAGGAGGAGAGAGCAAUCGAAAUUGGAGAAGAAAGCGCAGCAAGGUGGGGCUAAGAGGGAUUCUUAUGAAUCGGGGAACGUGGGCGGCUUCGAGAAGUACACCAAGGGAAUUGGAAUGAAGUUGCUCGAGAAAAUGGGUUACAGAGGGGGUGGUCUUGGGAAGAACCAGCAGGGGAUUGUGGCACCCGUUGAAGCAAAGUUGCGUCCUAAGAAUAUGGGUAUGGGUUUCAACGACUACAAAGAAACUCCUGCAAAGGCGCCUGUUGCCUCAUUGGAGCCAGAGGAAAAGAAGCCAUUACCCGAUGUGCCUGGUAAGGAGAAGCUUUGGUCUAAGCAAAUGAAGAGGGCAACACUGAAAAACAAAGCGAAAUAUAUUACAGCAGAAGAGCUGUUGGCGAAGAAGCAGGAACAGGGUGUUGAAGUUGUGCAAAAGGUACUUGACAUGCGCGGACCUCAGGUUAGGGUAUUAGCAAACUUGGAGAAUCUGAAUGCGGAAGAGAAGGCGAGGGAGAGUGAUGUUCCUAUGCCCGAGCUCCAGCACAAUAUAAGGUUGAUUGUGGACCUGGCUGAGUUGGAUAUUCAGAAGAUCGAUAGGGAUCUGAGGAAUGAGAAGGAGACAGCUCUGAGCUUGCAAGAGGAAAAAGAGAAGUUGCAAGCUGAGGCAGAACUCCAGAAGAAACAACUAAAUAACGUGAAGGAGAUAAUGAAUACACUAGGCCAGAUUGAGGAGGAAAAGUCGAUGGGAACAUUGACGUUAGACUUGCUAGCCAAUUCUUUUGGUGACAUGCUAAGAAGGUUUCCUGAUGAUUAUAAACUUUGCAACUUAUCCUGCAUUGCUUGCUCAUUUGCACUCCCUCUGUUUAUCAGAGUAUUUCAGGGAUGGGAUCCUUCGAAUCCCUCACAUGGGUUGGAAGUUGUUUCAAGGUGGAAAUCUCUAUUGCAAGGACAGGAAUGUCUUGAUAUAUGGGAUUUGGGAUCCCCUUAUACCCAGUUGGUUUCAGAAGUUGUCUUGCCUGCUGUGAGAAUAUCAGGCAUUAACACUUGGGAGGCAAGGGAUCCAGAACCAAUGCUUCAUUUCCUCGAGACAUGGGAAAAAUUGUUGCCUUCUUCUGUUCUGCAGUCUAUACUGAACAUGGUUGUUAUGCCAAAAUUGUCGAGUGCCGUGGACUCGUGGGACCCCCGUCGAGAAACUGUUCCUAUCCAUGUCUGGGUGCAUCCGUGGUUACCCUUGUUGGGACAAAAGUUGGAGGGCCACUAUCAGAUCAUACGGUCAAAACUGAGUAAUGUACUUCACGCCUGGCACCCGAGUGAUGGCUCUGCGUACACCAUAUUGUCACCUUGGAAAACUGUGUUCGAUUCUGCCAGUUGGGAGGAUUUUAUGCGCCGGUUUAUCGUUCCAAAGUUGCAGCUUGUCCUCCAGGAGUUCCAGAUAAACCCAGCUGAUCAGAAGCUGGAUCAGUUCAAUUGGGUCAUGUCUUGGGCCUCUGCUAUCCCAAUCCAUCUCAUGGUGGACUUGAUGGAGAAGUUCUUUUUUGUUAAGUGGCUACAGGUGUUAUAUCACUGGUUGUGUUCUAACCCAGACUUCAAUGAAGUUAUGAACUGGUAUCGAGGUUCGGAAUCUUUUCCACAAGAGCUGCUAGCAAAUGAGAGUAUCAGAUAUCAGCUUAGAAUUGGUCUAGACAUGAUGGACAAUGCAGCUGAAGGCAUGGAGGUUGCCCAACCUGGUGUUAAAGAAAACUUAAGUUAUCAUAGGGUCCUUGAGCAGAGGCAGUUUGAGGCUCAGCAGAAAGCAGCAGCUUAUGCUCGACAACAAGCUGCUGUUGGUGCUGGUGGUACCUCUCAUAUGGAUGCUGCCGGUGGAAUGCCUGAGAUGAAGCUAAAAGAAGUCAUCGAGGCCUAUGCGCAGCAGCAUGAGUUGCUAUUCAAGCCUAAACCUGGUCGGAUGCACAAUGGCCUUCAGAUAUAUGGUUUUGGGAAUGUGAGCAUCAUUGUGGACUCUAUUAAUCAGAAGGUAUUUGCCCAAAACGAGGAAGCAUGGUCUUUGGUAUCUCUUGAGGAUCUGCUGAAGAUGCAUUACAGUUCACUGGCAAAGAGACGUUAGAUGAUAAAUUCUUUGAAUACCCACUGGUUGGAGCAUUGUAGGUCAGUGAGGUUGUAAAUAUUAUGCAGAGGAAAUCAAAGUUAGUCUUCUAGCUUUUCUGUCAAAUUCGUGAUCUUGUUAUCUCAUGUGAAAUCGCAAUGGCAAUUUUCAUGGACAUUAACGUGACAAUGUAACACAGUUUUAUUUUUGACAUUUGAAACAAUGUUUUAGGAGAUAAUUGAAGUGUCGCUGAGCUUGAAUGAAGUAAUUAGAGGUCUGAGACUUUUGCUUCUAGCAUCUUAUCCUUAUGGAAUAACCAACGUUUUAGUUAUAGUGGUAUAUAUUACUCAUAUUAUGAUGACAUCUGACGAUACCAGUAAGUCUACAGCAGCAGUAUUGAUGAUUAGCCAGAAAAUCCUCAUCACCAUUUAUUUAUUUGCCAUAAAUGUAUGUUUGUAUGUUCUUGGAUACAGAGGCUAAUAUAUCCAAUACUCUGCUUUGACAAUUUGCUUGGUUCAUGGCCAUAGAAGCCUUGAUGUUGUGUGAUUCAUGUCUAUCAAACUUUUGGUAGUCGAUGUAAGAAAGUAUGUUUGGAUGCUUUUGUGGAGCUUCUGGUUCCAUAUUAAUGCUUGUCGAAAUAUGCGAAUUACUUGUAAGUUCCCUAUGGCAUCUAAUAGCCCAAUUAGUUGGUUCAGUACAUAUAGCACAGCCAUAUUUGAUAAGUCUCCACAACGGUACAAUGGUAGCAUAAUUGGAUAAAUAAGGAUGGACUUUGGUCAUACUUGACGCGUUAUAUUAUUUUGGCCUCCCAUGAUGUUUGUUUCUUGUUGUUCCUAUUGUGAUAGUUUUGUGACUAAAACUACUUUGAAAUGGUAAUUCGGGAAUUUAU